CGGCUCCCGCGCGGUAAACACGGAGCGCGUGCCGGGCUGACGUGGGGGCCUGAACGUCGUGCGCGCGACAAACUACGCAAGAACGAAGAGACAACUCCCAAAGGAUGGGGCCAUCAGCCCUACGGCCCUGGCGGGUCCCUUGGGAGAACCCUCAAAGAUGCUGUUUGGGGCAGGAAGUGGACCUAAAGUCCUUCUGGACUCAUCGCCGCCUGGGAGGCCUGGCUGCGGGAAACGGAGACAAGUUUUCUCUCUGUGCUAUGGGAGAUGUCAAAGAAUCAAAAAUGCAAAUAACACCGGAAACUCCAGGAAGGAUCCCAGUUUUGAAUCCUUUCGAAAGUCCUGGUGAUUAUUCUAAUCUCCAUGAACAAACGCUCUCCAGUCCUUCUGUUUUUAAAUCAACGAAAUUACCAACUCCAGGGAAAUUUAGAUGGUCUAUUGAUCAACUAGCUGUAAUAAAUCCGGUAGAAAUAGACCCAGAAGACAUUCAUCGUCAAGCUUUAUACUUAAGUCAUUCUCGAAUAGAUAAAGAUGUGGAAGACAAAAGACAAAAAGCCAUUGAAGAGAUCCCCACCAGCCUGGCCUGUCCCCAGCUUUGUCAAGCUCCCUUCUGUGCACCCUUUUUCACAAAAGAUGUCAUUGUACCCUCUCCUUGGACUGAUCAUGAAGGGAAACAGCUUUCAGAGUAUCAUUCCAGUAAAUGUAUUAACAUAACUAGUGAAUCUCCAGUUGGAAGAAAGCUUACCAUCCAUGCUGAGAAAAGCAAUGCUGCUUGUCAGACAUUGCUGUCUCUUCCUGUGGAUUUUAAUUUAGAAAAUGUAUUAGGUGACUAUUUUAGAGCUGAUGAAUUUUCAGAUCAGUCUCCUGGAAACCUCAGUUCUUCAUCCCUCAGAAGAAAGCUAUUUUUAGAUGGCAAUGGAAGUAUUUCUGACUCCUUACCUCCAGCUUCUCCCAGAAGUCCUCGCAGUGGUGCUCAAGCCUCACUUGAGGUUUUUUAUUCGAUAGAUUUAUCUCCUGUACGGUGUAGGAGCCCUGUGCAGACCCCAAGUUCGGGGCAGUUUUCUUCCAGCCCUAUUCAGGGGAGCACAAAAAAAUACAGUUUGGGAAGUAUAACCAGCCCUUCACCUAUUUCUUCACCCACUUUCUCGCCAAUUGCACUUCAAAUAGGAAAGACUCCGCUCUCGGAACAAAGGAAGUUUACUUUUCAUUCUCCUGAUAAUUCGUCUGGAACAACAAAUUCUAACGGAAUUACUAAUCCAUGCAUCAGAAGUCCUUAUAUAGAUGGUUGCUCACCAAUUAAGAAUUGGUCUCCAAUGAGACUCGAAAUGUGUACGGGUAGUACUCAGUAUCGGACCUCACUGAUUCGGAUACCCUUUCCUCUUGAGGCUCACGGUGAAAAUGAAGACCAAGUGAAUCUUCCUCCCACGGAUGCCUCAUCACCAGCCAUGGACACCGCUGCACACCUGCGGCAGUUGGACAGUGACACUUCUCCACGUGGCACACGUGUAGUAGUGACCGCCAUGUCUAUCACACAGAAUCAGUCCAGUGCUUCUGAGAAAGAAUUAGCACUGUUGCAGGAUGUUGAAAGUGAGAAGGAGAACAACACUGUGGACAUGGUUGAUCCUGUAGAGAUAGCAGAUGAGAACACUUGGAUUAAGGAGCCAGUUGAUAAUGGGAGUUUGCCCAUGACUGAUUUUGUGAGUGGGAUUGCCUUCAGUAUUGAAAACUCUCACAUAUGCAUGUCACCUCUUGCAGAAAGCAGCGUCCUUCCUUGUGAAAGCAGUAACAUUCAGAUGGAUAGUGGCUAUAACACACAGAAUUGUGGAAGCAAUAUUAUGGAUACGGUUGGAGCAGACAGUGAUGCACAAACCUUGGAAGUUGAGAAUAAAUCUCAAGUUCUUAAUACAAAGGAAGACCGCAUAACACAGAGGUGUUGAAUGAGAACAGCAAAUCCUCCCAAGGCAGCAGUCCAUAGAAUAACUUCUCAGAACCAAAGACCAUCAGUGAAUGGCUCCUCACAUAUUUUUUACGCACAGGAUCAAUAAUGUGAUCGUGAUUGGGAAAAAGUUGCUUUAACUAACAGGUUUAGCUUUUCUUCUUUCCCCCUUAAUGUGAAAAAUCAAGGGCUUAAUUUAGUGACAUGGGAACAACAGAAAAACUCCUGGAACUUUCAAGUCAUUGAAGUACAAGUGUAUUUUUUAUUAAUAAAUAUUUUUGUACUUACCUUGA
Molecule: messenger RNA, 2226 nt
Organism: Felis catus (domestic cat)
Lineage: Eukaryota; Metazoa; Chordata; Mammalia; Carnivora; Felidae
Gene: BORA
Product: BORA aurora kinase A activator
Exons: 13
Coding region: 105-1934 (609 amino acids)
Biological process (GO): regulation of mitotic spindle organization; regulation of mitotic nuclear division; activation of protein kinase activity
Cellular component (GO): cytoplasm; nucleus
Molecular function (GO): protein kinase binding
Source: RefSeq, a predicted model, not a curated record